UCUCAGAUGGCUUCAAAUGAUCCCGAAGAUCCCCCCGGAAAUCCCCAACCCGGUGACCUCAUUGAGAUCUUCAGGCCAGCCUAUCAGCACUGGGCUCUGUACCUGGGUGACGGUUACAUCGUCAACCUGACACCAGUGGAUGAAGGCCAGGCCACGGCCAUGUCCAGCGUGAAGUCUGUCUUCAGUCGAAAGGCGGUGGUGCGCAUGCAGCUGCUGAAGGAGGUGGUGGGGGGCAACUCGUACCGAGUCAACAACAAAUACGACGACAACCACACCCCCUUGCCUGUCUGUGACAUCAUUCACCGAGCCCAGCUUUUCAUUGGCCAGGAAGUGUCGUAUGACCUGCUGGGCAACAACUGCGAGCACUUUGUCACUCUGCUGCGCUAUGGGGAGGGGGUGUCUGAACAGGCUUCCCAGGCCAUUGGCGCGAUCAGUCUGGUGACGGCGGCUGCCAGCGCCUUCUCAGUGCUGGGACUGAUCAACAACCGAACCCCAAACAGGCCUGACUGACUGACUCCUUCACAUACCACCCUAACCAGCUCGUCUCUCUCUGAGCUCAGCACACAAUCUGCUGUCUGUGCAGAUUAUUACGAUCUUGAUUACCCAAAGCACUUGCCUCUCUUGUGCAAACUGCGUAAAAAAAGAUCAGUAAGGCGUUGCUUACUGGAAGGUCAAGGGUAGUUUUUGUUGUAGAUUUUGAACCUCAAGAAAGAGCUUGAGUUAUUCUAGACUGGGACUUGCGCAAUGUUGUGGCUGAUAUAAUUACCUACAAUAUGUACACCUGCAAAAGUGUGAUUAAAGAAAUGAAUGUGUUUUGAUAGUAUAUUUACCUUUCAUAAUUAGUUCGUGUUGUUUGCAGUACAUGUCAGUGCAGUGUAAAAUGCAAGUGCUGUUAUUUUAUCCUUGGUUAAAUAAAAUAUAAACUGUCUGUAUUUGUUUUUCAUAAAUAUUUUAAAACAUUGCGCCAAGAAGAAAGUGGUAGACAUUUGUCUGUUUAUUUUAUAAUGUUUAAAUAAAGUUUUGUUGGCGCUUAUUGAUUACGACAUUUUCUGUGACGUAGUUGUCAUGCGUAGCCCAUUCACACGUGUUGUUUUUCAGAGCAAGCUAGCGUUCGGUGUUCUCUAAAAUUUGAUUGCUAGCUACGUUUGUAUUGAAUAUUACGACUGGAAAACCUAACCCUAUUAAUAAUCACUCA
Molecule: messenger RNA, 1195 nt
Organism: Anguilla anguilla (European eel)
Lineage: Eukaryota; Metazoa; Chordata; Actinopteri; Anguilliformes; Anguillidae
Product: phospholipase A and acyltransferase 1-like
Exons: 3
Biological process (GO): N-acylphosphatidylethanolamine metabolic process
Cellular component (GO): cytoplasm
Molecular function (GO): A2-type glycerophospholipase activity; glycerophospholipid phospholipase A1 activity
Source: RefSeq, a predicted model, not a curated record